UCUUCUUCCUUGAGAGCUCCGGAUUAUAGCGGGGAAGGAAGGGUAGAUAUGGAGCAUGCCCGCGCAGAAGAGACGGACGCAGGGCGCAAGCCAGCAGAGGAGGGAAACGGAUAGGGACGGGUCUUAGCUGGAUCUUCAUAGGUACUUCCGGGUCGAACUGGCGUACUCCAACUGAAAAAAACCAGGCCACCAUUUCAGGUGAAGCCAAUCGAUGAUCGAAAGGCUCCAUUGUUGAGAAUCAUGAGCCUGUUUAAGAGAUCGCCGAUUUCAGUGCUUGGGGAUCGACCCGAUUUCCGCCUCAGCAUCUCACGAGUCUUUCUUAAGGAAAUCUGGAAGACGUAGUUUUAUUGAGCCUCAGUUUCCUUAUCUAAAAAAUGGAGAUCCUAAUGCAUACACGACCUACAACACUUUGUAAAGUCUAAAGACCUACAGAAAUGCGAACGUUUGUUAUCACCUUAGUAACAACACUUUGUAUCCAAACUGUUGAUGAUGAAGAAGACAAGAAGGAAAAUCCAGUUUACCCGAAGCGGGCAAGCUUCUAGUAUUGCUUGUCUCAGCCUGGGAUGGCCUAGUAGUCCCGAGAAGCCUGGAAUCAGAUUAUCAGUGCUGGGAGAAGUCGUAGGGGUCAUUUGGUUCAACCCCUCUAUUUUACAGUGACCAUCAUGCCAGUGACCAAUCAAGCCUGGCCUGAGGAGUUUGGCUUUAGGAUUGGUGGGAAUGGUCCAUGCUACAUCCUCCAGGUAGAAGAAGGAAGCAGUGCCUACUUGGCUGGACUGCGGCCCGGAGACCAGAUCCUGGAGAUUGAAGGCCAACCAGUAACCUCCCUGAAUUGCCAGAGCCUGGUGACCUUAGCUCGGCAGUGUGAGAACGCACCUCCCAGCAUUGGGGUAGUGUCUCGGGUCCAGCAGGUCGAGCUUCCCCCUGGCCCUGAUGGUAGUUUUGGUUUUACUCUGCUGAGAGGCAUCCCCCUGCGAGUGGGGAACGUUAACACUGGCUCCCCUGCGGAAGAGGCUGGCCUUAAGGCUGAAGAUUACAUUCUGGAGAUUAAUGGCAUCCCUGUGAUACAGUAUGAAAUGGCUACUCUCCUAAUUGAGUCCUGCCAGGGAAAGGCACUAGGCUUGGGGCUGCUAAAACUGGGGGAACAUAACCCAAGCAGCAGCAGCAGCAGCAGUAGCAGAAGCAGCAGCAGUAGCAGCAGUGGCAGCAGCAUCCCAGACUCUGUGCAGAGCCCUGAAGCUGUGCACCUGGAAAGGAGGCACAAGGCCAAGGCGUUCAACAGAAAGGUAGAUGAAAUCCUUGGGGAUCAGCCUGAGUUGAAGGAAAAAGUGUUUGCAGUUUUGAAGCAGUACGCUUCAGAGCGGAAGGUGGACUAUUUAGCUUAUGCUCUGGCUAUGAUUCUCACCAAUGAGGACCAUCAGAUGCUCAUCGACAACAUCAGGAUCUUCAUCCCCAAGAAGCACCGGCAGCGUUUUGACGAGGUCGUGUCUCAGAGUCUCAUCAGCAAGCUCUGCCGCACCAAGAGGGAGCAGCAAACACACCGGCUCCGGCGCAGCCGCAGCGAGGACCACCCUGAGCGCCUGAUGGUGUCUACACGGGCCAGCUCAGUGCCACGAGGCCCAGAAGAUGCGGGCAAGGGACUGAGGAAAACCACCUCUCUCGUUGCCAGCAGAGUAAGCUCGGGUGCUGCCCGCAGGACAGUUCGAGUGUACAAAGGCAACAAAAGUUUUGGCUUCACACUUCGAGGUCAUGCCCCAGUAUGGAUAGAGUCUGUCCUGCCUGGGAGUCCAGCUGAAAACGCUUCCCUCAAGCCUGGGGACCGCAUCUUAUUCCUUAAUGGAUUGGAUAUGAGGAACUGCUCUCAUGACAAGGUGGUGUCCAUGUUGCAGGGCAGUGGGGCAAUGCCAACUCUUGUGGUCGAAGAAGGAUUGGUCCCAUUCCCCAGUGACUCAGAUUCUCUGGAUUCUCCCAACCCUUCCUCAGCACUGACUUCCCUGCAGUGGGUGGCAGAGAUCUUGCCUGGAAGCAUUCGAAUCCAGGGCAAAACCUUCAGCCAGCAGUUGGAGCACUUGCUGACCCCUUCAGAACGCUAUACCAUCUGCAGAGCCCUGGAAUGCUUCUUCCAACACAGGAACAUUGAUACCCUCAUUGUGGACAUCUACCCUGUGCUGGACACUCCAGCCAAACACGUCCUGUGGCAGUUCAUCUACCAGUUGCUGACCUAUGAGGAGCAGGAACAUUGCCAGCAGAAGAUCGCUCGGUUUCUGGGCUACAAGUCUAUGACAGCUGCAUCAGAGAGCGAGACAGAAGAGAGACCUCAGAGUUCCCUGCGGGUGGCCUCCGUAUGCCGGGGGAGUAUGAGAAAUCAGGGUUCAGAGGGAGCCAGCAGUGGAGCAGGUCCUAGUGAAAGUGUGGAAAUCCCUAUCCCUGUGACCCCUGGAGAGCGCCAGGCUGGGGAUGGCACAUCCCUUCCAGAAACCCCAAAUCCUAAAAUGAUGUCUGCUGUUUAUGCAGAGCUGGAAACCCGGUUGAGCAGUAGCUUCAAAGGAAAAAUGGGGAGUAUAUCCAAACCAAGAGCUUCUCCCCCACUGGUUGAUGCACCAAAUACCCCAGGGGCCCGGAAGCCUGGGCCAAUCAUCUCGUGGCCGAAUGACCCUCUUCCACCCCAGCCCUGCUAUUAUCACCCAUGCCCUGGGAGCCUCCCAUCCCCAAGCAGCACAGAAUCCCAUCCCUACGUCAGCCUAGACAGCAGCCCAGCUCCCUCGCCCCAGCUCACAGCCAUGGCCAGCAGCCCCAGCCCCCCCACCUGCAGGAAAAAACUCUUCACUUUCUCGAGACCGCCACGGAGUCGUGACACAGACCGCUUCCUGGACGCUCUUAGUGCACAGCUGGGUGCCCGGGUUACGAUGGUUGAUGACUUUCUCACCCCUGAGAAUGACUAUGAAGAGAUGAGUUUCCUUGACGACCAGGGCAGCUACGUGACCAAUGACCUGAGUAGUGUCAGCGAGUAUGUCAGUAGCAGUGAGGAGGGCAGCUCACUGACCUAUUCUUCCAUCUCUGACCACAUCCCCCCGCCACCUCUCAGCCCACCUCCUCCACCCCCACUCCAAUUCCAUGACCCCAAACCAGGUCCACGGAACCUUGAUGGCCCUCUUAACACCACGACACUGGCCAAGCCACUUGGGGCCCACUCCCACCAAGUCCCUCCUCCUCCUCCACCACCUCUUCCCCCACCAGUCCCUUGUGCUCCCCCACUGCUCCACCGAGGCCUUGGACAUCGCCGCAGCGAAUCGAACCACAUGAGUGUCAAACGUCUUCGGUGGGAGCAGGUGGAGAACUCAGAAGGCACUAUAUGGGGCCAGCUUGGGGAAGAUUCGGACUAUGACAAAUUGAAUGACAUGGUGAAAUAUUUAGACUUGGAGCUCCACUUUGGGACACAGAAGCCAACAAUUUCUCUUCCAGAGCCAACACUUGCACCUGAGCCCUUUAAAAAGAAAGAUGUGGUCGAGAUUUUGUCUCAUAAGAAGGCCUAUAAUACAUCUAUACUCAUUGCUCACCUGAAGCUAUCUCCGCCUGAGCUCCGUCAGAUCCUCAUGAACAUGGAAAGCGAGAGGCUGGAGCCCUCCCACCUCAAGCAGCUCCUCUUGUACGCUCCCGAUGCCGAGGAAGAGAAGCGCUAUCAGGGCUACAGGGACACCCCCAGCCAGCUGAGCGAGCCUGACCAGUUUGUCCUGCAGAUGCUGUCCGUUCCAGAAUAUAAAACCCGGCUGCGCAGCCUUCACUUCAAGACUACCCUGCAGGAGAAAACUGAGGAGAUCAAAGGCAGCUAUGAGUGUGUGCACCAGGCCUCCCUGGAGCUCAAGAACAGCAAGAAGCUUGCCAAGAUCCUAGAGUUCGUACUUGCAAUGGGCAACUAUCUCAACAAUGGACAGCCGAAGACCAACAAAACCACAGGCUUCAAGAUCAACUUCUUAACUGAGCUGAACUCAACUAAAACUGUAGAUGGGAAAUCCACCUUCCUGCACAUUCUUGCCAAAUCACUGAGCCAACAUUUCCCUGAACUCCUGGGAUUUGCCAAGGACCUUCCCACUGUGCCCUUAGCUGCCAAAGUGAACCAGAGGAUGUUAACUACGGACCUUACUGACCUACACAUCACCAUCAGUGAAAUCCAGACGGCUUGCCAGAAAAUGCCUGCCACCAGUGAUGACAAGUUUGCUGUGGUCAUGACUUCCUUCCUGGAGAUGGCCCAGCCUGCUGUGCGGGCUCUGGAUACCCUUCAGCACAAGGCGAUGGAGGAGUUUAGCAGGGUGCUGUCAUUUUUUGGCGAAGACUCCAAAGUCACCACUUCUGAAGCCUUUUUUGGCAUCUUUGCAGAAUUUAUGAGCAAGUUCGAGCGGGCAUUCAGUGAUGUGCAGGUCUGUGAGAGCCAGCGUAGCUCAGGAAUGCCCUCCCCCCUGGCUUGGUAGUCGCCAGAGUUCCUGACCAGGGUACCUGUUUGCCAACAGAAUACAACCAAGGUUUCCUCCACAGAAUGGUCGCCCUGCUGCUGUUGCAUAUCUACCCAGCUCAGAAAACAGGCCUCAAACAUGGAGUAGUUAUUGUUGUCUUUGAGGAAGGUAAUAGGAGUAUGGGUGGCCCCCGCACCCUGAAAUGGAUUGCAGCAGAUUCAAGACUCCACUUCUGAGAAGCACCUGUGUUUGACUGUAGACAUCCUAUGCCUUCAUGUCUUAGACUGCAGGCCUUUCUUUAAGCAGGUCUCUAUCCCUUCUGCUCCCCACCUUAUUCACAGGCUUCGUGCUGUUCCAUUUCAAAGUGCUACAUGUUGGAGAGUGAUUGGUUUGAUCUGUCUGUCUCAUAUGGAGAGACCACAGACUUCCCUUCUGUGGAUAUGACUUCAGCUCCACCCCAGGCAAUUCUUUACCUCCCAUGGCUCACAGUCUAGAAGAGACAAGUCUGUCUGUCUAUCUAUCUCUCUAUCUACCUACCUGCUUUUUUCCUGCUCUCUCCAAGAGAAAAUGGCACAGAGAAGACAAUGCCAUCCCUUUGGCUUUUAGCAGGCAUGGAUUUCUCAACUUUUGCUGGUGGAGUAUCCUGAAAGACCUGGAAAAAGAAAAACCCCUAGGCCGAAACAAUGAGCAUGCCCUGCCCUGGGACCAUCACUGUUGCUGUCUCCAGAGGUCUGCCAAGCCAAAGCAAGCCCUUUGCGCAAUGCCUCCAAAUAGGACUGUGGCUUCAGCUACCUCAGACCAGGCCUGCUCUACAAUGUCCCAGCUACAUCUGCCAUCACUGUGUUGUGUUGCUUCCUAUGGAAUUCCUCUGAUUCUGGGUCUCUCCUUCCCAUAUCCUUGGAGACCAGGGGCUUGUAGACACCUAAGGUUUUAUUCAUACAUCUUGCAUGGAGUGGGGAGGAGGGCAGGGGAAGAGCUUCUUAUAUCUCUUUCCAUAAACUCCACUUCUUCCCCUGUUAGCCUUCCCAUUUAUCCCUCACUCUGAGGGCUUUAUCUGCCAGCAGGUUGUCAUAUAGAAGGAGCGAUUACACUUGUUUAACUUGGCCCCAGAAGACAGGACUAGGAUCAGUGGGUGAAAAUUAUAGGUUGACACAUUCUUGUUCACUACAAGAGCUUCUGAACAACUGGAAUAUUCCAGCAGUGGAAUAGACUGCCCACUGGAGGCCUUCCAGCAGAGUGUGGGUGGCGACUCCUCAGGGUUAUCAUAGGUGGUGUUUGUGCUCAGUGUAGAGGCAUUAGAUUGGAUGAUGUCUAAAGCCUCCUCCAAUACUAAGAGUCUUUGAUGAGUCAAGGAGGGAACACAGGUCCUAGAUUCUAAUAAUCUUUCCCAUUGCCCAUCUGACCAAAAGGCCCCAUGCCAGUUUCUGCUAAAGAAACCUUACAAAUAACCAUAAACUCAUUUGCCCAGGCUUCCCAAGGAGCCAUUUAUUCAGUGAGGAUCAUAAGUCCUCACUCAAUAAGUAAAUCUUGUUUUUCCCUGCUUGCCUUCUGUGGUGAGAGAAGAAGAGAUCCAUAUUUUUGUUUGCAAGACUGUGCUUUUAAAGGGUCCAAGACUUUUGGAAUCAGAGGACCUGGGUUUGAAUCUUGAAUCGGAUGCUUACUAUGGUCUUGGGCAAGUCACUUAACCUCUU
Phascolarctos cinereus (koala) is the source of this 6136-nucleotide messenger RNA. The record is from RefSeq and is a predicted model, not a curated record. Lineage: Eukaryota; Metazoa; Chordata; Mammalia; Diprotodontia; Phascolarctidae.